AUGGAAAACAGCGGCUGCAUCCCUCUUUGCUGGAGCAAGGGGGCCUGCAUCUAUGCACAGCACCCCCUACCAAAAUAUGACAGCCAGCUAGCCCCAGCUGGAGCAUCCAAGUCAGACAUGGCGUCGUCUUCCUACUUGGAACCCAACCUCAACCACUCUACAGCGAGUGGUUGUGGGGUCAAAUCCCGGUCUGGCGGCACGGGAGUUGGAACCAGUGGCUCUGCUGGAGGACUAGAGCGGCCGCCGGGCUCAAUGGACCGGGUUCUGAAGAUCUUCCAUUACUUCGAGACCAACAAUGAACCGUGCACAUGGGCGAGUAAUAUAAGGCAUGGGGAUGCCACAGAUGUAAGGGGUGUCAUCCAAAAGAUAGCAGAGAUCCACAAAUUGCGCUGCGUGUCCUCCCUGGGCCUCCGUCUGACCCACCUGCGUUCUGAGGCGCUCCACUGGUUGCACCCUGAUUUGGGCGUGUCACACGUCAGGGAAAAAUAUGAGAAAAAACACCCCCAGGAGGAGUGGAGGUAUGAGCUGCGGAUGCGGUACCUCCCUAAAGGUUACCUCAGUCAUUUCUCUGAGGACAAACCUUCUCUCAACUACCUCUAUCACCAGGUAAAGAGUGACUACAUGCUGCAGAUAGCAGACCACGUCGAUCAAGAUGUGGCUUUGAAACUCGGCUGUUUGGAGAUCAGGAGGUUCUUCAGAGAGAUGCCAGGCAAUGCCCUGGAUAAGAAAUCCAACUACGAACUACUUGAGAAGGAUGUUGGUUUGAGGAGGUUCUUCCCCAAGAGUCUGCUGGAAUCCCUCAAGGCGAAGACCCUUCGUAAGCAGAUCCAGCAGACAUUUAAACAGUUUGCCAACCUCAACGAUGAGCAGAGCAUCCACAAAUUCUUUGAGAUUCUUACUCCUAUCUACCACUUCGACAAAGAGUGCUUCAAAUGUGCUUUGGGGUCUAGUUGGGUAAUAUCAGUAGAGUUGGCCAUAGGACCCGAGGAAGGAAUCAGCUACCUCACAGAUAAGGGCUCGAUGCCUACCCAUCUGGCUAACUUUACCCAGGUUCAGUCCAUCCAAUACUCUGCCAUGGAAGAGAAGGACAGGAAAGGCAUGCUGCAGCUCAAUGUAGCGGGGGCUCCUGAGCCGCUCACAGUCACCACUGCAUCACUGACCACGGCAGAGAACAUGGCCGACUUGAUUGACGGCUACUGUCGCCUCGUCUCCUCGCAAACUCACUCCUUCAUCAUCAGAGUUCAGAAAGAGGGGGACAGAGCCCUGCCAUCCAUCCCCAAAGUGUCAAAUCAUGAGAAACGGAUGGAGAAACGGAUGGAUGGAGUUCGGACCAGAGCAGUCUGUGUCUCAGGUCAUAAUAGUGGCGAUGAGACGGACGACUACGCCGAGAUCAUAGAUGAGGAGGACACCUACACCAUGCCUUCAAAAUACUAUGGACUAGAUCAAGCACGGGACUAUGAGAUUCAGCGGGAAUGCAUUGAGCUGGGACGGUGCAUAGGAGAAGGACAGUUUGGAGAUGUCCACCAAGGAGUCUACAUCAGCCCGGAGAACCCAGCUCUGUCUGUGGCUGUGAAGACUUGUAAGAACUCGACGUCAGACAGCGUCAGAGAGAAGUUUCUCCAGGAAGCAUUGACCAUGCGUCAGUUUGACCACCCCCACAUUGUUAAACUGAUGGGAGUCAUCACCGACAAUCCCGUGUGGAUCAUCAUGGAGCUCUGCACACUUGGAGAGCUGCGUUCAUUCCUUCAAGUGAGGAAGUACAGUCUCGACUUGGCCACCCUCAUCCUGUACUCCUACCAGCUCAGCACAGCACUGGCCUAUCUGGAGAGCAAACGAUUUGUACACAGGGAUAUCGCUGCGCGAAACGUACUGGUGUCGACAGUAGAUUGUGUGAAGCUGGGGGACUUUGGGCUAUCAAGAUACAUGGAAGAUAGUUCUUAUUAUAAAGCUUCUAAAGGUAAACUUCCUAUUAAAUGGAUGGCUCCAGAAUCAAUCAACUUCAGAAGAUUUACCUCAGCUAGUGAUGUCUGGAUGUUCGGUGUUUGCAUGUGGGAGAUUCUGAUGUUUGGCAUCAAGCCUUUCCAGGGUGUGAAGAACAACGAUGUGAUUGGCAGGAUAGAGAAUGGCGAGCGACUGGCCAUGCCCCCACAGUGCCCGCCUACUCUCUACAGUUUGAUGACAAAAUGUUGGUCGUAUGAUCCCAGCAAGAGGCCGCGCUUCACUGAACUCAAAACACAACUAAGCACUAUAUUGGAUGAGGAGAAGGCCCAGCAGAAGGAGAGGAGCAGGAUGGAGAUGAGGAGACAGGUCACUGUGUCCUGGGACUCCGGAGGCUCCGACGAAGCACCGCCUAAAGUCUGGUCCAGAGAAAGCUACUAUGAAAGGCUGUGGAAGCCAAGUAGACCAGGAUAUCCUAGUCCUCGCUCUAGUGAAGGUUUCUACCCCAGUCCGCAGCAUCCUGGACACUACCAGAUGGCAGGGUAUCCUGGGCCCCACACUCUCCCCUCAGUGCCCAGUGCCCUGUACCCCCCGCAGCCUGCCAUGUUGGACACGCACCACGCGCACACGCAUCCGCGGCAUCACGUGCACACGCACUCGCACGCCCAGCACCUUCCCCAACCCCACGGACAGGAUAUGGCACUAUGGGGUUCGGCAGUGGAGGACAGGGCAGUAGACAUGCAGCAGUGUGUAGGUCAGCAGUGCCUAUUAAUGGAGGAACAGCUGAUGAUUCAACAACAGCAGAUGGAGGAGGAUCAGAGGUGGCUGGAACAGGAGGAGAGGCUACUGAAGCCAGACACAAGGAGUUCAAGAGGAAGCCUUGACAGAGAGGACUGUGGACUGCAACCCCCGACAGGAAACCAGAACAUAUACCAGCCAGUUGGCAAGCCAGAGCAUGCAGCCCCACCUAAAAAGCCCCCCCGGCCUGGGGCCCCUAGCCACCUUGGCAGUCUGGCCUGUUUAAAUACUGGGGACAGCUACAAUGACGGUCUCAAGCCCUGGCGGCUGCAGCCUCAGGAGAUAAGCCCGCCCCCCACAGCCAACCUAGAUCGUUCUAAUGACAAGGUGUAUGAGAACGUGACGGGAUUGGUCAAAGCCGUGAUCGAGAUGUCCAGCAAGAUCCAGCCAGCUCCUCCAGAGGAAUAUGUUCCCAUGGUUAAGGAUGUGGGUCUAGCCUUGAGGACGUUACUGGCUACGGUGGAUGAGACCAUUCCCCAGCUCCCUGCCAGCACACACAGAGAGAUUGAAAUGGCCCAAAAGCUUUUGAACUCUGACUUGGCAGAGUUAAUAGCAAAGAUGAAGUUAGCCCAACAGUAUGUGAUGACAAGUCUCCAACAGGACUAUAAGAAACAGAUGUUGACGGCGGCUCACGCCCUUGCAGUUGAUGCCAAGAACCUGUUGGACGUCAUCGACCAAUCACGGCUCAAGAUGAUGGCCCAGUCCCGCCCCCACUAACCCGGAGGGAGUAGACUUUACCAAUAGGAACUGUUCUGGGAUUGGACAGACGGCAUCUCUACAGUUACUGCUUGGGGCGG
Molecule: messenger RNA, 3533 nt
Organism: Lampris incognitus (smalleye Pacific opah)
Lineage: Eukaryota; Metazoa; Chordata; Actinopteri; Lampriformes; Lampridae
Product: focal adhesion kinase 1-like
Exons: 36
Coding region: 1-3453 (1150 amino acids)
Biological process (GO): signal complex assembly; protein phosphorylation
Cellular component (GO): cytoskeleton; focal adhesion
Molecular function (GO): ATP binding; protein tyrosine kinase activity
Source: RefSeq, a predicted model, not a curated record